AUGUCCUUCUGCGACAAACAUACCCUCACGCGUGUCAUGGGCACCUGCCCCACCCUCCGCCGCGAGGGCGCGAAACUUCUCCUCGACGGACACGUCUCUAUACGCGAUCUUCGCGCUCUCGUCUCCUUCAUAUUCUUCAUAAAGGUUCACAAACCAGCAAUCCUCUACCAUCUUGGCUCUUUGAACCUUGCCGUCGGCACCAUCCAUCCGAACCUCGCGCUUAUUCUCGUACGGAUCCUGGCGCACUCUCGUAAUCUCCAAUCCCUGUCCUUGUCCCACACGAGAGAUCUAUUCGCAUCUCACCUCGUCGUCCGGGAUCUGAUAUGUCAACUACGAUCCCUGCGCCAUCUUACCCUACACCGCUGUGGCAAGUUCUUUGGUAACAAGCUAAUACUCAAAGCUCCUCUAAUCUCUCUGACGAUCUCCUACAUCACGCCCGAGCCGUUCUUCGACACCCUCAGCGAUCAGGACGGCCCCAUGUACCAUCCAAUGCUACUCUGUGCGUCCGUCUCCCCCGUACUCGAGUCGCUCGACAUCCAGUACUCCCGCCAGUACGGCGCCGUCAUAUGGAAAUCUCCCUACACCUUCUCCAAGAUGCGGACGCUCGUCAUCCACGACAACAUGCCCUACACGGCGCCGUACACCACAUCCUUCCCGAACCUCACGCACCUCACCAUCUCGACGACGCACCAGCAGCGCGGAACCGACCUCGACUCCGGCGCCGAGGCGAUCGAGGACCACCGCACCCUCAACGAGACCGCACAGUCUGUCUGCGGCACCUGGUCUCGCCUCGAGCACCUUACGGGCGACGUCGCCGGGCUCUACCUGCUUGCUCCGUCCUGCUCCGUCGGAAAUCUUACAGUCGCGCCGAUUAGCGAAACGCUUCACCUUGAGUACCUGUUCGCGGUGCUGAUGGAUACGGAACCGGAGGCCCUCGAUCUGACGAUGACUAUCGCGCUCUUGGAGCACGCGUGGCCGGAUUUCGCGACCGACUUAACAAAGGCUGGAACCACGUUGUUCACUUCGCUCACGCUGGCCGUUUCGGUCGGUCCACUGGGUGCGGAUGAGGAUGAGGACUUCGACAUCGAGGAUAUCAUGGACACAUUCAUCAACGCGAUGAGGGACUACAAGCUUCAUUCUCUAAAGCUCACUUUAUAUCCCCUGCCUCCGCCGGGCUCAGGCCCCGACUAUACACCCGCGUCGCUCUCAACGCUCGUCCCCACAGACCCCACCACUUUCGCCGUUCCACCGCUGAACCCUACCGAGACCUCGCUUUCCGUCUUCGGUAUCUUGGCAUUCGUGGAGAAGCUCGAAGAAGCUUUUCCCAGCCUGAAGUCCGCCGAAAUUCGCAUCGUCAGGCCAGGUUCGUGGAAGGAAGACUUCGUGCUGCUCAGCAAAGGCGAUGAUGGCGAAGCCAUACUCGUUGACAGUACCUGCCGCUAGGAGAUUCCCGCUCGGGCCGCACCUACUUAUCGGUGGUAUCGGUUGGAUUCGGACGCUUGGAACGAGCCCGCCAGCAGGCUCUGGGUUCGAGAUUUCUUAUAUGCUACUAAUCAUCUAAUCCUCGCCGCUUUGGAUACGCUACUAUGCUAACCUCACCCGCUGUGCUUACGAUCUCUCUUGUGAUAUAUCACUCGAACUCGAGCAGCUGCUUCCUCGAGAUAUCUCACUCAACAUAGGAUCAGUCAG
This is a messenger RNA of Trametes versicolor FP-101664 SS1, 1689 nucleotides long. RefSeq lists its product as uncharacterized. The record is from RefSeq and is a predicted model, not a curated record. NCBI's taxonomy places the organism in Eukaryota, Fungi, Basidiomycota, Agaricomycetes, Polyporales, Polyporaceae. Bases 1 to 1443 code for a protein of 480 amino acids. The transcript has 2 exons.